GCGGCUAGGGUGCUAAGGGAAGACGGAUGCCGGGCAUGUGGGACCAAGGCCUCUUCUAGCCAGCGCUGCCCCAGGACCUCUGACCUGCUGGCCAGCCAGGGCCGGAUCCAAGGAGGCCCACCUCCUGACGGGCCACCUACCUCAGUUCCAGCCCAUAGAGAAAUCUGGAAGAUCACAGAGCCAGCAUGGAUCCUGACAGCGAUCAACCCCUGAACAGCCUUGAUGUCACCCCCCUGCGCAAACCCCGAACUCCUCCCCUGGAGACCUUCAAAAAGGUGGGGUUCCCAAUCAUCGCAGCGCUGCUGAGCCUGGCGACCAUCAUCAUCAUGGCUGUCCUCAUCAAGGUGAUUCUGGACAAAUACUACUUCCUCUGCGGGCGGCCUCUCCACUUCAUCUUGAGGAGGCAAGUGUGUGAUGGCCAGCAGGACUGUGCCUCUGGGGAGGACGAGCAGCACUGUGUCAAGACCUUCCCUGAUGGGUCCCCAGUGGCAGUCCGCCUCUCCAGGGACCGAUCCACCCUGCAAGUGCUGGACCCGGCCACACGGAGCUGGGCCUCUGCCUGCUUUGACAACUUCACAGAAGCUCUGGCCAAGACAGCCUGUGGGCAGAUGGGCUAUGCCAGUGUGAGCAGCAAACCCACCUUCAAAGCUGUGGAGAUUGGCCCAGACCAAGAUCUGGAUGUUGUUGGAAUCACAGAAAAUGGCCAAGAGCUUCAGGUGCAAAACCAAAGUGGACCCUGUCUCUCAAGCUCCCUGGUCUCCCUGCACUGCCUUGCCUGUGGGGACAGCCUGAAGGCCCCUCGGGUAGUGGGCGGGGAGACGGCCUCUGUGGAUUCCUGGCCUUGGCAGGUCAGCAUCCAGUACAACAAACAACACAUCUGUGGAGGGAGCAUUCUGGACCCCUACUGGAUCCUCACGGCAGCCCACUGUUUCAGGAAGCAUCACGAUGUGUCCACCUGGAAGGUAAGGGCUGGCUCAGACAAACUGGGCAACUUCCCAUCCCUGCCUGUGGCCAGCAUCUUCGUCAUUGAGCUGAACACCACGUACCCAAAAGAGAAGGACAUUGCCCUUGUGAAGCUGCAGUUCCCACUCACAUUCUCCGGCACAGUCAGGCCCAUCUGCCUGCCCUUUUUUGAUGAGGAGCUCACUCCAGCCACCCCGCUCUGGGUCAUCGGAUGGGGCUUUACAAAGCAAGAUGGAGGAAAGUUGUCUGACACACUGCUGCAGGCCUCGGUCCAGGUCAUUGACCAUACUCGGUGCAACGCAGAGGACGCCUACCAAGGGGAAGUUACUGAGCAGAUGCUGUGUGCCGGCAUCCUGGAGGGCGGCGUGGACACCUGCCAGGGUGACAGCGGUGGGCCCCUGAUGUAUCACUCUGACCAGUGGCAAGUGGUGGGCAUCGUGAGCUGGGGCCACGGCUGUGGGGGCCCCAGCACCCCAGGAGUAUACACCAAGGUCACAGCCUAUCUCAACUGGAUCUACAAUGUCCGGAAGUCGGAGUCAUGAUGCUGCUGCCCCUCCAUUCUCCUGGAAACAGCCUCCCCCUGUCCUGCCCACCUGGGGAUCCCAGAAGUCAGACGGAGCAAGAGCCCCAGGGGCACACCACUCUGCCCACAGCCUCAACAUUUCUUGGUGCAGCAAAGGGCCUCCAUUCUUGUAAAAGACCUCACAGCCCAAAGGCACCCAGAAGGAAGUCAGCAGCCCCAGCUCUGUCACCCCUGGGGCUCCUGAUGUCACUGGGAGAAAGACACAGCCCACUGGACAGGCCAGCCUUCUGGCCAAGGUCUCAGAGGCAUUGCUAAGCACAAAAGAAACUUUCCCACCUUGCUGAAUGGAAGCAGACUCUCCAAUGAGAACCCAGAUCACCAAGGAUUGGACUAGAGGGAGGAAAGAGUCUAAGCCAGCCCUCUCCUCCACCCAUCCCCAGGCCCAAUAGAGCAAGAAACAAGUUAUAAUUUAAAAUGCACUGUCCUGCUAUUGGUACAACUACUAUUACUUACUGUUAUGACUGUUAGCUCUAUGGCUGCUGCUAUUAAACAGGUGUGUGAAGUCCUUGACACAGGCGGACUGGGCUGCAUGCUAAGAACUGAGCUAGGACUAUUGCAUCAUUCUUGAGUCUGAGUAUGAAAAGGUCUUGGGGAGACCACGGAUUCUCAAACAACGAAAAAGAGACCCAAAGACCAGAGAGAACACCUAUGACUUGGGAGAGGGAGGAUUUAGGUACUCAAGACUGACAGUAAAUCAUGGUUCCCCCAGUGGAAGGGAAGAAGAUAUUGUACCUUUGAGUCCUUACUUCUACCUAGAGAGUCCAGGCUGGUUGCUUUCA
Messenger RNA from Lutra lutra (Eurasian river otter), 2325 nucleotides. RefSeq names its product transmembrane serine protease 4 (gene TMPRSS4). Gene Ontology annotation, biological process: proteolysis. The record is from RefSeq and is a predicted model, not a curated record. The transcript has 13 exons. Gene Ontology annotation, cellular component: membrane. Lineage: Eukaryota; Metazoa; Chordata; Mammalia; Carnivora; Mustelidae. The coding region runs from base 186 to 1505 and encodes 439 amino acids. Gene Ontology annotation, molecular function: protein binding; serine-type endopeptidase activity.